This is a messenger RNA of Funneliformis geosporum, 697 nucleotides long. Lineage: Eukaryota; Fungi; Glomeromycota; Glomeromycetes; Glomerales; Glomeraceae. The record is from the annotation of a GenBank genome assembly.
CUGGAAACAAUUUUCAAAUGACAGAAACCGCCUCAAAGAAAAUCAGACAGAAGGACAUUACAUAAUUAAGUUUGUCUCCCAUAUCUUUACCAUGCUAUUCGAAGAUCAGUUAUUUUUGGAAUGUAGGUGGGGUGAAUCAACCUUGCAAUGCUCUGCUGAUCAGCUGAACCAAUCAUUAAGAGACGAUGAUCGACGAUGUACCGGAAAUAAAAUUGAUGCAAUUAUAUCAAUGGUGGAUUUUGAUUUGGAGAUGUCAACUUUGGAAGUUUCAGGAUCUCCAUCAUGUCCUGACCAUACCCACUAUGUUGGGGAUAGAAAUAAAACCGCCAAGAUGCUAAAGAUCAUCCUGAACUUUAUUAAAGUCAACUAUCCAGGCGAUUUCGGAGAGUUUAGAAGAAUAAAAGUAUACGGCGUUCAAAUAUAUGACCAUGACAUUUAUCUUUAUAGCAUGUGUAUGCCCUUUGCUGGUGUAUAUUAUUUCAAACUCGAAAAAAAGUUCUCUUAUCCAACAAUGCCUACUUUGCUCUUCAAACAGUUACCAAAGUUCGCCUCAAACUUGUGGACGAUGCGGGAUAUGAUUAUUUCGAGUGCUAAGAGUAUGAUGUCUUAUAUUACAAAUCCUAUUUCCGAAUCAAGUGAUGAUGAUUCUAAGAUCGAUAAAGUGAAAACUUCUCCUAGAAAAAAGAAGAAUAAUUAG